Ceutorhynchus assimilis (cabbage seed weevil) is the source of this 1374-nucleotide messenger RNA. NCBI's taxonomy places the organism in Eukaryota, Metazoa, Arthropoda, Insecta, Coleoptera, Curculionidae. The record is from the annotation of a GenBank genome assembly.
AUGACAAAACAUUCAGACCGCCUCAACUAUGAUAAUAAAAUAAUUUUGGCACCCAUGGUUCGGGUGGGGACUUUACCAAUGCGCUUGUUGUCUCUACAAUACGGAGCUGAUAUUGUUUAUUCGGAAGAACUCAUAGAUUGGAAAUUGUUGAAAUCAGUAAGACGAGUUAAUGAUGCACUUGGUACAAUUGAUUACAUAGACCGUUCUGAUGGUACAGUGGUAUUCCGAACAUGUGCUGCAGAAAAGGACAGAGUAGUUGUACAAAUAGGAACCUGCGACCCACAGAGAGCUCUAAAAGUUGGGAAAAUGAUAGAAAACGACAUAGCAGGUAUAGAUAUCAACAUGGGAUGCCCUAAAGAGUUCUCCCUAAAGGGCGGUAUGGGUGCCGCCCUUCUAACUCAACCAGAAAAGGCCAAAGCAAUCCUCUCAAUUUUAGUAAAAAAUGUAAAAGUUCCUGUAACAUGUAAAAUAAGGGUUUUUGAAAGCGUGGAAGACACAAUUAAGUUAGUCAAAGACUUGGCGUCCACUGGUAUAGCUGCAAUUGCAAUUCAUGGAAGGACAAAAUAUGAAAGGCCACAGCAUUGGAAUAGGAAUACUGCUAUAGCGGCAAUUGCACAAGAAGUCGACAUUCCUGUAAUUGCAAAUGGUGGUUCAAGGGAAAUAGACCGCUACACUGAUAUUUUGAAAUUCAAACAAAACUGUGGUGCAAGCAGUGUAAUGGUAGCAAGAACAGCUGAAGGCAACUGCUCCAUAUUUUGUCCACAAGGCUUAAAAAAUUUAGAAGAUGUUAUAACUGACUAUUUAAAAUUAGCUAUUGACUAUGACAAUUCGCCUAGCAACACAAAAUACUGUGUACAAAACAUGCUGAAAGAAUUACAGGAAACACCUCGUGGAAAACGGUUCUUGGAGUGUCAGACUUUGGAGCAAAUUUGUUCAAUAUGGAAUCUUGGAGAUUAUUGCCGCCAAAAACAGCUAGAAUUCCAAUCAAAAGGCAUGUUAGGCCGACGAGAUGUAACUCCAGAUAUGUUUAACAAUAUUUCAAACAAAAAAAUUAAAUUGGAUUUUGAUAAUUCAAAUAUUUACGAACUGAAAUGUGCAUUUAUAAGAGUCAAUUUUCCUAAGGAUCCAGAUUUACCAAAAAGCAAACUAAUAGUGUAUUGUGGGAAAAAUAAAUUAAAAGUUCCCACCUAUUCAAUCAUCAGAGAGGACAAAUUGUUUAGGGCUGUGGCAACAUUGGAUGGCAAGAAGUAUAGUUCUUCAUAUUGGGAAAAAAAUAAAAGAUUUGCUGAACAAGGAGCUGCCCUAGCUUGCUGUGUAGCUUUAGGUCUUAUUGAUAGGCAAAAUUUGAUCAAUAAUGGAAGUAUACUAGAGUAG